Parasteatoda tepidariorum (common house spider) is the source of this 4272-nucleotide messenger RNA. RefSeq names its product solute carrier organic anion transporter family member 4A1. Gene Ontology annotation, molecular function: protein binding. NCBI's taxonomy places the organism in Eukaryota, Metazoa, Arthropoda, Arachnida, Araneae, Theridiidae. Gene Ontology annotation, cellular component: basolateral plasma membrane. The record is from RefSeq and is a predicted model, not a curated record. Gene Ontology annotation, biological process: sodium-independent organic anion transport; transmembrane transport.
CUAGCCAAAACGCGGAUGAAAAAUUUUCAAGUUCCAAUUGAAUAAGAGAUCUAGUUCAGCUCGAAUCGAGAGAAAGUAAACAAAUCGUUCCUGCAUCCUGACAGCGACGGCCGUAGUUUAAUGACGCGGGAAUGUCAAUCUGUCAAACUUUGUUUGGUCAAUGACUGAUUAAAGAUCUUAUGGCCGUGAAAUUAACAUAGUACAAAAAUGACUGGUGCCAAUGAUUCAGGAUUAUCUCCUGAAAGUGAUAAAGCCUGUGCAUAUUCAAUAUCUUCUAGUAAAAGCCAACUAUUUUUGGUAAAGGGUGAUAUUGGUUUCGAAGAUACCACUUCAAAAGCAAAUGGCUCUAUCAAUUCCGUGAGUGAACUAUCAGACAGUUUCACUGGAACAGACAAAUUGUGUGGCUGGGCCAAUUUCCGUCCAUUGUGUUUACAGAAUUGCAGAACUCCUCGGUGGUUCCUCUUCUGGAUAUGUUGGGCAGGAGCUCUUCAAGGACUUAUUGUAAACGGUUUUAUAAAUGUAGUCAUUACGACAAUAGAAAAAAGAUACGAGUUAAAAAGUACUGAAACUGGCUUUAUAGCCGGCUCUUACGAUAUAGCAUCAUUUCUUUGUUUAAUUCCUAUUACAUAUUUAGGUGGCACGCGUAGCAAGCCAUUUUUUUUAGGAAGUGGACUUAUUCUUUUGUCAUUCGGAUCUUUAGUGUUUUCCUUGCCAUAUUUUCUCGCUGGUACUUAUACGUUUAGCCAAGAGCAGGAUUUCCAUUGCCAUUCUGGACUUCAAAGUGCUAAUUAUACAGCAGUCUGUUCUGUAGCAGAAUCUUCUCUAUCAAGCUAUAAAUAUAUAUUUUUCAUUGGCCAAUUGUUGCAUGGAGCUGGUGCUGUUCCACUGUAUACUUUAGGAUGCACUUAUCUGGAAGAAAAUGUGUCUACUAAAAUGUCAUCGAUGUAUUUAGGCAUUUUUUACACCAUGGCUAUUGUCGGACCUGCUUUGGGAUAUCUUCUUGGCGGACAAAUGUUGAGAUUAUAUGUCGAUUUUGGCAUUGAUGCUAAUGAGUUAGGUUUAUCACCAUCAAGUACUGUUUGGGUUGGAGCCUGGUGGAUAGGCUUUGUGUUUGCAGCAGUAUUAGGAUUGCUUAUUGCUAUACCCGUUCUUGCUUUUCCUAAAACAUUACCAUCUACAGAUAAAGUGAAAGCUGGUAAAAUCAGUGAAAUGCAUCAAAAACUUCAGGAAAGUGAUGCAGCUCGAGUAGAUUUUGGAUCCAGUUUUUCGGAUUUACCUUCUUCAUUGAAACUUUUGAUUACAAACCCAACAUUUGUAUUCCUAAGUCUAGCUGGUGCAAGUGAAGGUAUUUUACUUGCUGGUCUAGCAACAUUCUUGCCUAAAUUAAUUGAAUCACAAUUCAGUUACCAAGCUAGUUUUGCUGCUUUUAUUGUUGGUUCGGUGACAAUACCCGGUGCUGGAGGUGGAAAUCUUCUUGGAGGUUACCUUGUUAAGAGAUUUAAAAUGAAGUGUGCCAGUAUCAUUAGGAUGUGUAUUGCAUUUUGUCUGAUCUGCUUAGCUUUCUCUUUCAUAUUUAUUCUGCAUUGCCCAGAUUCCAAAUUUGCUGGAGUAAAUGUCAAUAUUUCAGAUGAAACCAUGGGAUCAAAAUUUUUGUCUGAUUGCAAUUCUGACUGUACUUGUUCGGAUCAUAACUAUGAUCCAAUUUGUGGUGCAGAUAACACAAUUUACUUUUCUCCUUGUUUUGCUGGCUGUCAAACGGUUUAUCAAGAAAAUGAAAGAAAGGCCUAUGGAUCUUGUUCGUGCAUUGAACAUGGAGGGAUGAAUAUGACAUUUCGUGGAACAGAAUAUGUUGUCCAAGCAACUCGGGAGAAAUGUGAUAAUAACUGUACUCAUGGUCCAUUAUUUCUGGGUGUUAUAUUUCUUUGUAUGUUCUUCACAUUUUUGGUCAGCAUGCCUUCUUUGUCAGCCACUUUACGAUGUGUUGCUGAGUCGCAAAAAUCAUUUGGCUUGGGUAUACAGUGGAUGGCUGUUCGACUUCUUGGUACAAUCCCUGCUCCCAUAUUUUUUGGAUGGUUAAUCGACAAAAGCUGUAUUCUGUGGCAGGACUCCUGCGAUAAUGACAAAGGCUCUUGCUUGUUCUACAAUAAUGAAAAAAUGAGCUCCAACAUCCUGAGUAUUGUUUGCCUGGUGAAAAUUCUUUCUUGCAUCUUAUUUUCGAUGGCAUGGUACACUUACCGUCCACCAGACACUUCAAGAACUGUAGCCAGCGAUUCUGCCUGCGAACCCAACUCACCCCAACAGUCUCAGUCCAUUUCGAAGAACAUUGCUAACGAAGAGCAGUGCGUUGGAAUCAGGUUUGCUCCUUAUCAAAAUGAGGCUUUUACUUCAUGUGAUGCACAUACCAGUAGUGUACUCUGAGAUACUUAGAACACAAAGUAUUGUGUUAGCCAAAUUAUAAUUUUAUUUGUUUAUCGAAUUUUAUGUAAUGUCUCGUUAGGCUCACCAUUCCUCUUAUUAUUUAAAGAUAGCAAGUUUGACUAUGAUCCCAAUUUUUUAGAAUCCUCUCAGUCCAUAUUGAAGAACUUAGCUGAUUAAGAACAGUGUAUUGAUAGAGUUUGACCCUUAUCGGAAUACGGCUUUUACUUUCUGUGAUUCAUAUAUCAGAGGUGUACUUUGAGGGUCUUAUUAAUUUUGAUUAACUCCCGCCAAAUUAUAAGUUUAUUGCAUUUCAUGUAAUUGUCUUGUUAGGCUUGUAGUCUGUCUUAUUCUUUAAAGAUUACAAAGUUUCUUUUCACUUCAUAUAUGAGAUUGCAAACAGGAGUAACUUUGUUUUUAGUGAGCUUUUAUCUUUUUACUGUGCAUUUCACUUUUUUUGUAGCUAGUUAAAUGCACGUUUUUAAUUUUUGUAGCACUGUGUAAACUUUUUGUGACUGCAUUUAUUUUUCCUUUUAUUCUUCAUUUUUUUAAAAGACAAACCGUCCACAAAAUAUUUAUUUUAACUGCCUGAUGAGUUCAAGUAGAAUUUAAAUUUGAAAAUGUCUUAAAAUUGUUGCAUAAAUCUUUGUGAUACAACUAGAAAAGUUAAUAAAGAUUUUUAAAAAAAACAUAAAAUUUGUAAAAAGUGCACUUAAUUAGAGAUGGACUUUUGAUAUUUAAAUAAUAUAAAGAAAAUUAUUUCAAUGUUCUUAAAAGCGUUAAGAAUUUAUUAAAAAGUGUUAAAUAUAUUCCAAGUUUUUGUGUGUCCAAAAAUUUUUUUUAAAAUAUCUCUUGAAAGGGAAGAAAAAUAAUUAUAACCAUAAGGUAUCAAAUAUAUUAGAAUUUUUGCGAAUUGAUAUUUCUAUUGAGCUUACGAUUUUCAAUUUUGUGUUGCUGAUGAUUUUCUUAUAAGUUUCAAAAUGUAUUAAGAACUUUUUUUUUCCAGUUUAUUUAAUGUGAAUAAUGUACAAACAUUGCCUGGGUGAUAGGACAAAAUACGACCAUUUCUAUUGGUCAAAAUAAUAAGGCUACUUUUAUUUAUUUGUAAAUAUUAUUGAUGUGAUACAAAGUGAAAUAUAUUUGAGAGAAUUUAAAUCCAUACUUUCUAUAGAGAUACUCUUAUAUUUUCUAUGUAGUUUGAAUGUAUUUUUGUAUCAAAGGUAAAAGGCCCUAUAUCUAUUUUGUAACUAAAAUUAAGGUUUUACCAUUUCAUUUUUCAGAGGUAUAAACUAUUGUAAGAGUCUGUUGUAAAAAUCACUAUAUCGCAAUCAAAAGCAUAAAAGAAUAAUUCUACGGGUGUUCCUGCAAAAAUUUAAUAUUUGUGACAGUGCCUUUUACCUUUAAUAUGCAGAUGUAUUAUUUGCAUGAAUAAGAGCACAUACUGCAUUUGAUUUGUAAUUUUAAUUUAUUUUUCUCAUCACAUUAUUAGGUGUUCACUUGUAUUUUUUUCAUUUGAUUUUAACUAGUUGUUACUCAAAUGUAAUUUUAUCUGAAUUGUAGAUUUUAUGACGUUUGUUUUAAAUAGUCUAUUUCACUAAAUAGAAAAUCUUCAAGAGUCUGAACGUCACUAAUUAUAAUUGUAUAUAUAUAAUAUGACAUGGAUGAACUUUUUAAGCAUAUACUUGGUGAAAUUUUAUUGCUCUAAAUGUUAAGCUAUUUAAAGUUGUCAUUGUUAUAUUACCAAGUUCAAGUAAAUUAGAAACAUAAUUAUGAAUUAGAUACAUAUGUCAUUAGAUACAUAUUAUGAAUUAUAGUAUUUUUGUGCCACCCUAUAUAAUAAAAUGUUCAUUUUUUAAA